AUGAUAGAUUUGCUAUCAAAAGACUUAAAUCUGAAAUCUUGCUACGUACAAGGUCCAGAAGAAUCACGCAAAUUUGAAUGUGAAGUAGUAAGGUACCAUAACCUUAAGAACGUUGACAAACUAUUAUUUUUAUCUAAAAACAUCCCCGAGAAAACAUUUUACAUCGUUGAUUGUUUAAUCUACGAAGGCGGAGAGCGAGUGUGCCAUAAAAAGGACGACAUUAACAUGGUUUAUGCACAUGCCAAUUUGGUAGACACAGGAACUUUGGUGCGGCCCAACGAGACCGGCGUUCUUGCUCAGGAUGAGUUCAUAUGCGAAGAAAGUAAGGUAAAGGAAAUAAACUGUGACCUAAAUCCAUAUGUACCCUUCACAAGUGGUCUUCAACUCAAAGAAUCAAUGAAGUUUAAUGAUAACGUGCUUCUGAAAAGUGGUACUUAUGUUGUCAUACUUAAGCGUAACUGUAUAGGUUCAUGGUGUGGAUACACUGGAAAAGUAACAUCGGGUAGAAGAUCAAACACUUAUAAUUAUAAGAUGCCAGGAGAUACAGUGUAUCGUUGCUACUAUGCAAAAAGACAACAAGUUUGUAAACCAUUGUAUUCAAUCAACGAAAGAUCGGUGUAUAAUCAAAGAGGUCAUCUUAAUUCAUGGUAA
Messenger RNA from Arctia plantaginis, 651 nucleotides. The record is from the annotation of a GenBank genome assembly. NCBI's taxonomy places the organism in Eukaryota, Metazoa, Arthropoda, Insecta, Lepidoptera, Erebidae.